Microcebus murinus (gray mouse lemur) is the source of this 1157-nucleotide messenger RNA. The record is from RefSeq and is a predicted model, not a curated record. NCBI's taxonomy places the organism in Eukaryota, Metazoa, Chordata, Mammalia, Primates, Cheirogaleidae.
AUGGCGGAGGUGGACAUCUGCCGGGGCGGCCGGGAGGAGGCUCCGAGCCGGCGCGGAGGGGCCGCAGCACGUGCGCGCGCGGUCACGUGGCCCGGCCGGAAGCGCGCUGGGCAGCGGCGUGCGCGGGCCCGGCGCGGCGCGGCGUCUACGAGCGGGUUGCUGCCUCGGCCCCGCCACCGCCCAGCUGGGGCCCAGCGCCGCCCGCCUUCAUGCCGCGCCCAUCAGGGAGGCACCGCCUGCGUGUGGCGCCGGGAAAGGGCCUGGGGAGCCGCCGACUCCCACCGGCCAGUUGGCAGUGAGCGGGCCGCGACCUCGGGCGGACGCUUCCAGGCGGCGCCGAGAACAUGGAGGCGGGAGUGGCAGACCAUUCUUUUCCACACCCCUCUGCUCAGCAGAGCCCUGGUUGCUUCUCCUUCCUGCCUGUCAGCCCCCGCCGCUCACCUAGUCCAGUUCCCUGAAGUGGGUGUAGGAUGCUGUCACACAGGUCACAUGGGGAGAGGCCAUCAGAGGAACGCUUCAGCUGUCAGAGUCUUCACGGGUAUCAAGGAAGAGCUUCCCAAGAGAAGCUGGUGGCCCUCCGACCUUCCUCCCUCACAGCUCCUCCUGCCCAUCUGGAGGAAAGUGGGGGCCACAGUCCAGAUGCAGGAGCUGGCUUUCCCAGACAUGGUGGCAUCAACAGGUGUACAUGAAGCGUGUAUGCGGUGGACAGUCCCAGCGGUCAAAGAUCUCCCCACAACUUCACCCCAGCCAAAGGCAAUCGGGUGGCCCUGGGGAAGGACUUCAGCUGAGUGAGUUCACCAGUCCUCAGGGGCAACCCUGAACAGUGAUUUCAUAGAUGCGUCUUCAGGGUCUCUUGUUUCUGAAGAGCCCCUUGGAGUCGCUGUCGGGAGAGCCUUAGCUAAGUGGGGCUCUAGCCUCUCUUCCUCAGCCCUCCUCCCAUAGCCAGAGUUGCUCUACUCUGUCUUUUUUGCAUAUUGGUCUUUUUUGUACUAUUUCUUUAUAUAUAUACCAUGAUUCUUCAGAAUGGGAUUGUACUAUUUUCUUAAGCAUUUGUCAGCUAAAACAAAGUUUUCUAAAAUGAAAACCUCCCUAGGCCAGUCCAACUUCUUCAUCUGUGAAAUGGGCUAAUAAAAGCACAUAGGAUUGGUUUGAGUGAA